Musa acuminata subsp. malaccensis (wild Malaysian banana) is the source of this 1749-nucleotide messenger RNA. Lineage: Eukaryota; Viridiplantae; Streptophyta; Magnoliopsida; Zingiberales; Musaceae. The record is from RefSeq and is a predicted model, not a curated record.
CUCCACCGUAGUCUCUCGCACACACUUUCAGGUUUCAAUUAUGACGGACAGAGAGGAUGGCACGGCAAGCCCACCGCGCAACUCCAACCUGUUCGACCUUCUCCAGACCGAUACCACGUUCCAAUCUGAGGACGAGCAACCCCGUGGCAGACGCAGUGGCCGCGGCCUGGGCUCCUCCUCCGCCAGCCUCGGCUACGACUCCGACUGCAACUCGGCCAGCGCCCGGAGCUCACCUUACGACCUGUCCCCAUGGAACUCGGCGGCCGCCUCCCCCUUCGCCAAGUCACCUUGGGCCUACCUCCCCGUCCUCUCCGACGACGCAGCUGACCCCGACGCCACCGGCCUCGUUGGGUCGCUCGUCCGCGAGGAGGGCCAUGUCUACUCCCUCGCCACCGCCGGGGACCUCCUCUACACCGGGUCCGAUAGCAGGAACAUCCGCGUCUGGAAGGGCCAACAUGAGCUGUCGGGCUUCAAGUCCUGCAGCGGCCUCGUCAAGGCUAUUGUGGUCGCCGGCGACACGAUCUUCACUGGCCAUCAGGACGGCAAGAUUCGUGUCUGGAAGACUUUCGCGAAGAACCCCGUGGUCCACAAGCGCGUGGGGACGCUCCCAAAGCUCAAGGACUUCUUGAAGAGCUCCGUCAACCCAUCUAACUACGUCCAGGUGCGGCGGCACCGCAAGACAGUGUGGCUUCGGCAUUUCGAUGCGAUUUCCUGUCUCAGCCUCGACGAGGAGGCCGGGAUUCUGUACUCUGGGUCUUGGGAUAGGACGGUUAAGGUGUGGAGGGUAUCGGACUCCAAGUGCCUCGAGUCCAUCAAGGCGCACGACGAUGCAGUCAACGCGGUGGCGACCGGAUUCGGUGGAUUUUUGUUCACGGGAUCGGCGGAAGGCACGGUUAAGGUGUGGCAUAGGGAGGCGGCAGGGAAAGUGGGUGCCACGAAGCACGUUCUUGUGCAGAGGUUGCUGCAGCAGGAGAGCGCGGUGACGUCUGUGGCCGUGGCGGAGGUUGCUGGGGUGGUGUACUGCGGAUCGUCGGACGGGACGAUUAACUACUGGUGGUGGGAGAGCGGGCAGUGGCAGCUGGCGCACGGCGGGGUGCUCCGUGGGCACCGGAUGGCGGUGCUGUGCCUCGCGGCAACCGGGAGACUGGUGGUGAGCGGAUCCGCGGACAAGACACUCUGCGUGUGGCGGAGGGAGGAGGGUGACGGCUCCGUCGGAGGCCCAGGCCACACCAAGCUAGCGGUGCUCGCGGGCCACGAGGGGCCGAUCAAGUGCCUGGUCGUGGAGAAGGAAGACGGCGAGGCCGGCGGGGCCUGCGGUUGUCCCCGCUACGUGGUGUACAGCGGCAGCCUCGAUAAUUCGGUGAAGGUAUGGCGCGUGCCGGAGCAAGGUGCGACGCCGUCGCCUCCGCGCGCGCGGCGCGUGGAGGCGCAGCCGCCGCAGAGCGAGAGCGAGGGCGCGAAGCUGAUGGAGUUGGGCUCGCACGUGGGACAAGACUUUAGCGUGCCGGCCGCUGCGUGAGCGGACGUGCGGAGAGGCACCCCCUGUUUCAUGUACGUAUUUGUUCCGAUCUUGGAAAGCAUGUCUUUAUGAGUGUGUGUGUGUGUGUAUGAGAGUCCGUGUUGUUGAAUACGUCGUGGGGAUUAGAUACUGCCGAGGAAGCACCACAGCAAGAAGUAAUAAUUCAGUGGCAAGUGCGUAAAAUUAGGAAUCCUUUUGUGAACCAAAAUAGAAUGUUACAUGAUUUCUUC